CGCCAGUUCGCGGGAGAAAUUCGAAAGUGGAUUCUGUGCCAGUGAGGAGGACGUGCGUGGUUUGGGCGGUGCUGGCGAGCGAACCUAGGACCUUGGGCUAGCUUGGUGAAUGCUCUCCUGAGCCACUGUAGCAGCUUUCCUCAUAAAGCAAGGUUAUGCCAACGGCUCCCCGCUGUCUUCACGGAAAGCUCUCACGCCUCAGCAUAACACAAGAAAGAGGAUAUAAACUGUUGAAUAAAAACUGAUUAUUUUCUGGACCUGACUGGCUUAUAAUUUCAGAAGAAACAAUGGAAAGUCAAGAAUUUAUUGUCUUAUAUACUCACCAAAAGAUGAAGAAGUCAAAAGUGUGGCAAGAUGGAGUUCUGAAGAUCACUCCCUUAGGCAACAAGGCCAUUUUAUAUGACGACAAAGGAGCAUGUUUGGAAAGUCUAUUUCUGAAGUGCCUUGAGGUGAAACCUGGCGAUGACUUGGAAAGUGAGCGAUACUUAAUCACAGUUGAGGAGGCUAAGGCUGCUGGAAGCCGAGCUGUUAAAACAGAUGGUACUAGAGAAGCCCUGGAGUCAGGUCCAAGGUCGUUUAUAUCCUCGAGCCGGUCUCUUGGGUGUCAGCCCUCUGGCUUAAAAAGGAAGGCUACUGGCUUUCAAAGACCAUAUAAGGUACCAAAGAGAGUGACUGUUACAGAAAAUGGUGAAUCAGCUGCCUCGUUUGGUGAUUCGGAACCUGGCCCGACAUUUCCUUCCCUGUUCUCCAGCACACCUCCUUUGUUUUCUGCUGUUGGUCAGAAAGACAUAAGUCAUAUACCAGCAGACCCUGAGAAUUCUGUCACCUUCAGGAGCAGAGAGAGAGGUGACAGGCCUUUUCCACUUGUCCCUUCAGCCUUCACUGUUAACUCAGACACACUAAGUAAAGAGGACAAGUCUUGCUCUCCCGUCACCUCUGAAACCCAGCAUUCAGACUCUUUGCUGGCCAGUGAGCCUGUGAGAAGAAAUGGUUUGGAAUCUCACUGUCCUGGAGUUUCACGAAACCUCAGAAGCAAAGCACAAAUAUUAGCUCUUCUGAAGUCCAAAUCUACCAAUGUGAGUAAGGAUCUGACCUGUGAGAUUACAGGGCGAUUUCCUAAAACACAACCACAGGGGUGUUCGAAGAUCGCUUCUAAGCCAAAGGAAGAGUCUGCUGAGAGGAAGAACUCAGGGGGUUUACGCUGUGAGCUACAGGCAGAAAAUCCCCCAGGAACUACAAGCCGGUGGACCAUGUAUUUACCGUCCCAGAGGUCGCCUCCCUGUUCUGCUACAGAUGAGAACGAUACAGAGGACAAACCUGAAGCCCAAGAAAAUGUGAACAUUUUGAAUUCUGAACUUUUGGUAGAAAAAAAGGCAGAGCUCUUUGAAACAUGUGCUGAAAAGGGAGAAUUGUACGGAGAAGACGAGCCAGUAGACAGUAAUUGCCAGUACUGGGAGCAUGAAGAAAACUUAGGUGUGCCUUCAUUCUGUGAAAACAACAACUUACUGGUUAGCUGUAGCAGUAAAGAAAGUGUGGAUUUCUUAUUAAAACCUGACAUUCAGAACAAUAGCCAAGUACUUUCCAGUCAGAAUGACAGUGUGUGUAUGAAGGGGUUGCUUUGCACUAGAGAAAGUAUUCAGGUGGCAGACGCAGAUGCAGCACUGGAACAAGAGUAUCUGUCCUGUUCAUCAGAAAUAGACCAUAAGCAAGCUGAAGUUGAAGCUUCUCUAAGUAACCACUCUAGGACCUCUGAUGACAUUGCAGACAUGGGUUCUAAAAGUAGAGCUGAUAGAGAAAGUCUGGAUACUAUUCAUCCACCUUCACAACCAUUUUUGGAAGUUUCUUUUAAUUUGAGCAAUUUUGAGACCAGUGACACUGAUGAGGCAUCACAAGAAGACAACAAACUUUCCCCGGAUUCAGAGAGAAGGGAAAAGGAAGUUUUGCUUACAGAUGAUUCAUGUGGGGACAUAGGCUGCCAAGAAAUUGCACAGACACCCUUGCCACUCCUACCCUCUGCCAGUGGCAGGCCUAAAGAGAUCCUUCCUGCUAAGGAGACCCCGUUGUCAGAGUUUUGUGAUAGAACCUGUGUGGGUUUUUACUCAGGACCUCAUGAAGAUGCAGACACCGGAAAAGCAGCACGGGAGCAGUGCGGUGAUGCAGGGAGCAGUCUGGACUCAUUGCAGGAGUGGAAUGAGGAGGUACCCAGAGAUAGCGGAGAAGAUGCUGAGAAACCUAUCCAAAGAGAUGGAGAUAAUGAUGGUAUUGUUUCGUCCUCAGAUAAACCCAAAGCCAGGAAAUCACAUGCCACAGUAGUUUCACAUACUCUGCUAGAGCGUCCUCUUGAGCAGUGGCCUUCUCAGCAGCCUGUUGAGUUUCAAGGACAUCAGGUGAAAGGAUCGGCUACUAGUGGUGUUAUGGUCAGAGGACACAGCAUACAGCUAGGAUGCAGUCAGUUUCCAGAUAGCGUUGACUAUGAAAACUUCAUGACACAGACUCCUGUUUGGACACCAGAGUUGCCUAGCACUUGUAUGCAAACUAACUUCUUGCAGGUCAUUUCACCAGAACAAAAGAUCUCUGCGUUGAGCCCCGUACCUACUUUUUCUUUCAACACAAGAAAUGAAGACUCUGUCCUUGAGUUCUCUGAGGAGUGUCUGAGAGCAAGGACUUUCCCUGGACUGAAAAACACUGAUUUUCUGGAGAGUAAGGACCGUCAAAGGUUUCCAUUUGCAAGUAGAGCCUCGGUUCCCUUCAUUACUUUGCCACCUGGUGAUGGGCCAGCAGUCUUAGAUUCUUGUUCAUUUAUGACUGAUGACGACGCACGAGAGCCUUCUGGUUCUCCUAUGUUGGACCUGUGUGAAGAAUCGGUCCUUUCAUUUGCCCUUGGACCUGAGGACCAGGGUGAGCUUUCUUUCUGUGAAGGGUCUAGAGAAGGGACUCCAGAUGUUUCACUGCUUCCUAAGAAUUCUGCUCAAAGCAAGUGGCUGAAAUAUCAGAACAUGCUCCAGUGCAACUCAGCUUCUCCAAACAGAAUUGACAGCGAAGUGACAGAGGGCCUCUUUGCUGAGGUUGUCUCUGGGAUGCAAUGUAGCCACACACGUGAGAGGCAGAGUAAUGCUGUGAAUGAAAGCUCUGUAGACCCUGUGCACUUGCAGAUGAUAAAAGGCAUGCUCUAUCAACAGCAGCAGGACUUUAGCAGUCAAGAUUCUGUUUCCAGAAAGAAAGCUCUUCCUUUGAACUCAAAGCACACUUCCAAGACUGAGGAAAUUCAAGCUAUGUUAGGAAGCUCCGCCAGCUACAACUCCAGAGUCAAAGAUUUACAGGAGAUAAAUGGUUCAGAGCUAUGCUUCCCGAGUGAGCAGAAAAUAAUAUCAGCUUAUCUUCCUCAAAGGCAAGUUCACAUACCAGCUGUUUUCCAGUCUCCCACUCACUAUAAGCAGAUCUUUACAUCUUCUAUCAUAGAGCAUCUGAAUAUAUUACUGUUUGGAUUGGCACAAAGGUUAUACAAAGCCCUUUCCAAAGUUGACAUAUCCUUUUAUACAUCAUCAAAAGGAGAAACACUGAAAAGUGGAAAAAGUAAUUCACCAUCCUGCCAUCAUAAUCAACCUGCCAAAUUAGUCAUGGUUAAAAAAGAAGGCCCAAAUAAGGGUCGUCUCUUUUAUACAUGUGAUAGGCCCAAAGGUAAUCAAUGUAAAUUUUUCAAAUGGCUUGAGGAAGCAACUCCGGGACAGUUAUCACAGGAUGAGUCUCAGCCCAACAUGGUUUUUAAUGAUGUUAAGAGUAUUGGCUCAUAUUUAAGAAGUCAAAAGAUACCAGUCUAUGAGGAAUGCCAGCUUUUGUUGAGGAAAGGAUAUGAUUUUCAGAGAAAACAGUAUGGUAAACUAAAGAAGUUUGCAACUGUAAAUCCUGAAUUUUACAGUGGAACAAAAAGUAAGAUUUAUCUUAAGCUGAGUCGGAAGGAGAGCUCUUCAAUUUAUAAUAAAGGUGAUCUUUGGGUGAUUUCAAAAACCCUAGACUUCAAACUAGAUACCUUCAUCGCAUGCAGUGCCUUCUUUGGGCCGUCUUCGGUCAAUGAAGUGGAGCUGCUGCCUUUGAAAGGCUAUUUCCCUUCCAAUUGGCCCACCAACAUAACAGUCCAUGCAUUAUUGGUUUGUAAUGCCAGCACAGAGCUGACCACUCUGAAAAACAUUGAGGAUUACUUUAACCCAGCUACUCUUCCAAUAAUGCCACACCUGUUAGCAAUGUCUCGGCCAACUACAUUUAACAAUAAAAAUGUCAGUAAAAGAAAAUUUAUCCCACCAGCUGUUGCAAAUAUUAAAACAAAAACUGAACUCCUGAACCUAGGAGCAACCCUGCAGUUAGCUAGUGAGUUGAUUGACAUACACAGGUUGAACAAGGAUCAGGCUCGAGCACUAAUUCAGAUAGCUCAAAUGAUGGCCUCCCAAGAAAGUGAUGAAGACACACUGGAGCCCUGCACCCGUUCCCUGCCUGUCACAAUUAUCCAUGGUGUUUUUGGAGCAGGCAAAAGCUAUUUGCUGGCUGUGGUGAUUUUAUUCUUUGUACAGCUGUUUGAAAAGUGUGAUGCUGGAACAGUUGGAAAUGGAAGGCCAUGGAAACUUCUCAUUUCUUCUUCCACUAAUGUAGCUGUUGACAGAGUGCUUCUUGGGCUUCUCAGUCUUGGAUUUGAAAAGUUCAUCAGAGUUGGGAGUGUUAGGAAGAUUGCCAAGCCAAUUUUACCUUACAGCUUGCAUGCUGGCUCAGAAAAUGAAAGUGAACAAUUGAAAGAACUGCACGCAUUGAUGAAGGAAGACCUGACUCCUGCAGAAAGGGUUUAUGUGAGAAGAAGUAUUGAGCAGCACAAACUGGGGACCAACAGAACCCUGCUGAAGCAGGUCCGAGUCGUUGGCAUUACCUGUGCAGCCUGCCCGUUCCCAUGCAUGAAUGACCUUAAAUUCCCUGUGGUUGUGCUGGACGAGUGCAGCCAGAUGACAGAACCAGCCUCGCUCCUUCCUAUUGCAAGGUUUGAGUCUGAAAAGCUAAUUCUCGUUGGGGACCCCAAACAGCUGCCUCCUACAAUACAGGGUUCUGAUGCAGCUCAUGAAAAUGGAUUGGAACAAACUCUUUUUGAUCGACUUUGCUUAAUGGGUUACAAACCCAUUCUGUUGAGAACCCAGUACCGCUGUCACCCUGUGAUCAGUGCCAUAGCUAAUGAUCUGUUUUAUGAAGGAAACCUCAUGGAUGGCGUUUCAGAGACGGAGAGGAGCCCUGUCCUGGAGUGGCUGCCCACGCUGUGUUUCUAUAACGUAACAGGAGCAGAGCAGGUCGAAAGCGAGAACAGCUUUCAAAAUGUGGCAGAAGCUGCUUUUACACUCAAGCUAAUCCAGUCACUGCUCGUAAGUGGAAUAACGGGCUCCAUGAUUGGGGUGAUAACAUUAUACAAGUCGCAGAUGUACAAGAUAUGCCAUUUACUCAGUGCUGUGGACAUUGGCCAUCCCGACGGUAAAGCUGUGCAGGUGUCCACAGUGGAUGCCUUUCAGGGCGCUGAAAAGGAAAUCAUUAUUCUGUCCUGUGUGAGGACAAGACAAGUAGGAUUCAUUGAUUCAGAAAAACGAAUGAAUGUUGCAUUGACCAGAGGAAGGAGGCAUUUGCUGAUUGUGGGAAGUUUAUCCUGUUUGAGGAAAAAUCGACUAUGGGGGCGUGUAAUCCAACACUGUGAAGGAAGGGAAGGUGGAUUGCAACACGCAAGCCAGUGUGAACCACAGCUAGACCAUCUUCUUAAAGAUUAUUUUGAAAAACAAGCAGAAGAAAAACAGAAGAAAAAGGAAAAAGAAAAGUCUAAGAAUAAAUCUCAUUAACAGAAACAACCACCAAGCAUGGCCAGGAGUGUUGGAUUGGUGUAAAUUCAGAAUCUUUUUACACUGUGUAUUUUUAAUAGUUUUCUUUAUUCUAAAGCCCCUAAUACAAAAAGUUAUAUUAUUUAAAUAACAUGCCAAAUAAGUGCAUGUAAAAAUUUGCUCUUUAAAAAGGUCUGCAUUUUAUAUUAAGAUAGGCAGAUGUUUGUGUGAUAGACAAAUGUCUUGUUUGUGAAAGAAACAAAUUUUACAAGAGUCAGGAAGGCAUUCAGUAUGCAUAAAAAAUACAUGGUGGUCUCAAAAGCACAGCCCCAGUCAAGACUACUAGCAGUUUCUUCUGAGCUGGAACAUUGGGAUUGAAAUACAUGAAUUGGCCCAGCAUUUAAAAACUAAAACCAUUAACAGUAAAAACUUCAAUAAAAAAUACAGGAGAGAAGGUGAGUCACAGCACUGUGCCGCAUACAGUAGGUGCUGUAAGUCUCCGGGCAGUGGACGGGACAAGUGGACGGGCCGGGCCACUUUCAGCUCUCCUCGGGUCUCCUCCCUGUGCACUUACCUGCACAGUACUUACUGUAUAUAUGUAGAAUAAAUGGAUAAUGUACAAAAUAGAAAAGUGUACAAAAUACAGAAGCUAUAUAAAAGAAAACAAAAUUACCUAGAAAUCCACUGUUCAGGUUAUCAUUAACAAAUUGCUCCAGUCUUUCUGUGUUUAUAGUCACUCUGUAAAUAUAUACAUGGAAGUUUUAGGCAUUGUUAAUAAAGGAAUGUAUUCAUAUACAGAUGGAAAAAAUGGCAAAGUCUUGAUCAUAAUUGAUAUGUGUAUUUAUUUUUAGCAAAUAAAACAUUUUAGUGACCCAAGUCAUUUAGUGUUUAUUUAAGAAUUAUUUUAGCAUUUAUUUCAAGAACACAGAAAAUUGUUUCCUUAAAUUUCCUUGUAAUAAAAUCUUACCAGUCUAGGGCUGGCAGGAUGGUGCAGUGGGUAGAGGUACUUUGCUACCAAGCUUGACAACCCUGAGUUUAGUCCUGGAUCCUCACAUGGUGCACAGCAGGGAGAGCCGACUCCUGCAGCUUAUCCUCCGACCACACACGUGCCAUGGUCCACAGGGCCCACCCCUCUCACAUAUACUAAAUAAAUUAAUGUAAUCAAAAAACGGUAGCUGAUAUUUACAUUAAAAAUGAUAAUUGUCUCUGUGGAACUCCUGUGUGAAAGAAAAAGUAAAUCCAACCAUAGUUACUCUUUUUCAUUUGUGUGUGGGCGUGUUCAUGCUUGUGUGUGUACAUGUGUGAGUAGGGCAGGUGACAGCAAGUGUCUGCUAUUACUCCAUACAUUAUUCCUUUGAAAUACCGUCUCUUGGCUGGAGAGAUGGCUCAGGGGUUAAGAGCACUGGCUGCUCUUCCAGAGGUCCUGAGUUCAAUUCCCAGCAACCAAUGGUGGCUCUCAACCACCUGUAAUGAGAUCUGGUGCCCUCUUCUGGCCUGCAGGGACACAUGCAGGCAGAACACUGUAUAUGUAAUAAAUAAAUCUUUAAAAAAAGAAAAAAGAAAAGGAAAGGAAAAGAAAUAAGGUCUCUGAACCUAGAGCUCAUGGUUUUUUGACUAGGUUGAUUCUCCUGCUACUCUUUGUCUUUCUCAGAUCUGAGUGACAGGCAUAUGGGAGGUCACCUAACCUGUUGUGUAGGUGCUGGUAUCCAAAUUCUGGUCUUCAUGUUUGCUCAGCAAGUGUUUUUGCCUGCUGAGCUAUCUGCAAUCCAGGAAUUACUCUUUUUAAGUGCUCUGUGAAGUAAAUGAUAAGAUUCCCCGUGUGUCUUUACAAUGUAUGAGGAAUAUUUGAAGCAAGAAUUAUAGAACUGUGCUUUGCCUGUGGGCUGUGUAAUAUAACAACUAAUAUUUAAAAUGAAUUCCUGUACUUUGCUGUUCAAACUUCCCAUUUUUUAAAAAAGAUUUAUUUAUUAUAUAUAGUGUACUGCCUGCAUGUAUCCCUGCCCACCAGAAGAGUGCACCAGAUCUCAUUAUAGAUGGUUGUGAGCCACCAUGUGGUUGCCAGGAACUGAACUCAGGACCUCUGGAAGAGGAGCCUGUCCUCUUAACCUCUGAGCCAUCUUUCCAGCCCCAAACCUCCCAUUGCUGUGGGAUGGUCUGUAUGGCAAAUGUGUUGCUGAUUAGUCAAUAAAUAAAACACUGAUUGGCCAUUGGUUAGGCAGGAAGUGUAGGCGGGACAAGGAGGAGAAUAAAGCUGGGAAGUGGAAGGCUGAGUCAGAGAGACACUGCCAGCUGCCACGAUGACAAACAGCAUGUGAAGAUACUGGUAAGCCACGAGCCAUGUGGCAAGGUAUAGAUUAAUGGAAAUGGAUUAAUUUAAGCUGUAAGAACAGUUAGCAAGAAGCCUGCCACGGCCAUACAGUUUGUAACCAAUAUAAGUCUCUGUGUUUACUUGGUUGGGUCUGAGCGGCUGUGGGACUGGCAGGUGAUAGAGAUUUGUCCUGACUGUGGGCCAGGCAGGAAAACUCUAGCUACAAAUGGCGCCCAAUGUGGGGCAAGAGUUUCCACCUAAAAACUGAGGAAAAAAAGAUUCUAAAAUGGAGCUAAAAACAGCUUCCUAAUUGUCUCUUUCAAAUGAGCGGCAGCUGCAGGUUUGAGCUACUGGUGGGUUCCUAGCGUGCGUGCUCGACCUGCAGUAUGGCAGGAAUGAGGCCUCUGCAAGUGGCACAUUAAGCUGCAUGGUGGAUUUAGACUUUGCUAGUACAAAACAAAAAAAAGAGGUUUCUGGGCUAUACGCUGCUUGGAUAAAAGCAUAGACCCACGAUAGCUCCCAGAGCUGGCGGUAAAGUACCACGGCCAUGUUGGGAAGCUGAGGUGGACAGAGCCAUCAGCCACAGCUGCUGCAGCUUAAAGAAAUAGAUUCACAAUAAGACAGAUUCAGAUGUAAUAGUUUAAAAUGUGUGUAAAAUAUUCGUAGGCUUGAAAGAGACAAAAAAGGUGAUAUAUACAGUUAUAUAAACAAAUACAUAGUUUUAAAAAAUAAAGUCUUUAAAGAGACAGUAAAAUUAAUAUAAAAAUAAGCCACGUAAAGAUGAAUAUUACACAGAGAAUCUGGAUUGUGUUGUCUUUGGGAUUUUUUUUUUUUUGG
Messenger RNA from Peromyscus californicus insignis, 8976 nucleotides. RefSeq names its product zinc finger GRF-type containing 1 (gene Zgrf1). Lineage: Eukaryota; Metazoa; Chordata; Mammalia; Rodentia; Cricetidae. The coding region runs from base 288 to 5852 and encodes 1854 amino acids. The record is from RefSeq and is a predicted model, not a curated record. Gene Ontology annotation, cellular component: site of double-strand break; nucleus. The transcript is spliced from 27 exons. Gene Ontology annotation, molecular function: zinc ion binding; helicase activity. Gene Ontology annotation, biological process: double-strand break repair.